CCAUGAUUGUUCCAUGCAGGCUUCUUUUCUAUUCAUCCUUCCGUGAAGAUCGCUUACGAUUGUGCUACGAGACCCCUGGCCUUACUGCGGCCAAGUUUGUCUCUGGCUUGAUAUUGUUCCAAGUUCCUUGGCAGCAGCCAGCAGUGGCUUUGACAGCGGGAGAAUUGUCUACUCUAAGGGAUACUCGACAGCCCAGUCACUCAGACACUCGGCACACUGUAGCGCCAGCGCCGGACAGUGCGUCUAACUGUACAAACAAGUCUGACAUUCAGGCAUUCUAGCUGGACCGCUGGGUAAUGCAUAGUACCUUCCCUGAUAUACGGUGGUCAGCUGCGGGAUGCUUCCUCCCGCAGUGGCUUGACCGUGUCCUGCCGCCGCCGGCUGCCCUCCUUCGUGUCAGCGGGAUCCAGCUUCAGGCCAUGGGCCAUGGGCCACGGCCAGUGCCUGCCCCUUGCCUGACAAGUUCCGUUCCAUUCACACAUCGUCAGCUCCGGCCGGCGCGUGGUGGUGGUGCUUCUUACCCUGCGAUGCGAACGGAGGGAGACACUGGCAGGCCAAGCGUAGGUGGCCUCUGCUCUUCCCUUUCCCUCUACGGAGUACCGUAGAAACUCGAGCAACUCGAACUUGCGCUAGCCCGUGCCAGCCCUGCUAGCGGC
Messenger RNA from Colletotrichum godetiae, 656 nucleotides. RefSeq lists its product as uncharacterized. Bases 297 to 605 code for a protein of 102 amino acids. The record is from RefSeq and is a predicted model, not a curated record. Lineage: Eukaryota; Fungi; Ascomycota; Sordariomycetes; Glomerellales; Glomerellaceae. The transcript is spliced from 2 exons.